ACUAGUGUAAUAUAAUAAAUUAUUUUUUGGGGUAAUUUUUUUUUACAUUAUGAAUAUUAAAUAACAUUUUAAUUUACUAAUAUGUUUAUAAUCUUUUUUGUUUAAUAAUAAAUCUCAAUCUAAAUACAUAUGAGUAUUUAGAUAUUUUUAUCUACUUAAUAUUUUAAUAUUACCUUGUUUCAUAAUUACUAAAAUAUAUGCCUCUUUUGAUGAAUUAAUAUUAAAAUAGAGUUACAGAGGCAUAUUUUUCUUAAAGACCUAGUAUUAAAGAUCUCACCGCUGGGUCUGAUGGUGGAUGUUAUUGAUAUUAAGUGAGAUGGUGUAUGUAUGUAUCUCUGUUAUAGACUCGUCUCUCCAGAAGCGGGGAGGUAGCAGCGGUGGUGGUGACUCAGUGGGUGCAGAGAGAGGUGAAGGAGUGAUUGCCAUGACUACGACUGGAGCCCAGUAUGCCCUCGCAGCAUCCACCGGAGCUAAUAACAGUGGGGGUAGCUCCACACCAGUAGGGGUGGAAUCUAAGCCAAGCGUGGUUGUCGUGACUACUUCCAGUUCCAGUGGUGGUGGCAGUGGAGCACAAACUCAGUCAGCCAGAGGCCAGCAACUUAUUACUGUUGUGACAAGUUCUGAUCCUUCUAGUCCAAAUAAUCUACAACCUAUUCAGUUAUUGGUUCAGGAUCCGCUUGAAACAGCUGCAGAUUCUUCAAACGGCUCGACAGGUACAUCAGCACAUGUUACAGCACAGGUAGUUGUCAAUACCACACACUCAGGCCAGCAUACACUAGUGGAUUCUGACGCUGCUUCUACAUCGGCUGGUACUAUUGUUAGUGAUUCUCCACACUACAUAACAGUUACAGGCACCAGUGAUUCACCAUCCUACGCAUCCCUCACAACAGCUGUAGUGUCUGGUGACGGUGAGGCGGUGGGGUCCGAGUCAGUCUCUCACUCAACCUAUGUUCAGUAUGUCGAAGGGGAUGGUUCCACGUAUAUACCGGCGAAUGGCCAGAUGACAUAUCCUGUUUAUGCUGUCGGCGAGACAGGAUCAAUGUAUACUUCAGGUUCGAGUCAGUACUACACUCCAGCAACAACGCCAGUAACGUAUGCACAGGUCACAGGACAAGGCUCGAACACAACUACUGGACAAUUAUUAUCACAGGGCAAUGGCACAUAUUUGAUUCAACAGAGUGUAGUAGACGGUGAUCCGACUACUCAUGCCCUCAUGUCGGCGGCAGCCGCGCGCGCUAGCCCGCAAACGGAAACAGCGGAGACUGUGGUUAGCGGGGGUGGAGGGACGUACUUGAUCAGCGGUAAUUCAGGAGGUGCCACUGUCACCGUGGAAGAAGCAGCAGCCGCGGCUGCAAACAUGACGCAUGCCACUAGAGUCUCCCAGGCCACCGUACAUUGGUUGCUAGAAAAUUAUGAAACUGCCGAUGGUGUGUCCCUUCCAAGAUCGACUCUUUACAAUCACUAUCUACGUCAUUGUUCCGAAAACAAAUUAGAUCCUGUAAAUGCAGCCAGUUUCGGGAAAUUAAUACGUUCAGUAUUUUUGGGUUUAAGAACGAGACGUUUAGGAACUAGAGGAAAUUCGAAAUAUCAUUAUUAUGGGAUUCGUGUCAAACCAAGCUCACCUUUAGUCAUGUUGAAUGAAGAUGGAACAUCGAGACAGCCGCAGAGCGCGAAUUCUCAAACCAAACGAUUUAAAUUCGUCAAUCAGAAACAAGAAUCAUCUUAUGAAAAUAAUACACAUACGAAUACGAAUAUAUCUUCUAAUCCUUCUCCACCGCAGUAUCAUCAAUAUCUUGGUGAAGCGAGCGGUGCUAUACCCGAUUUUCCGGAAAUUUUUAUAAGUCAUGAUGCGUCUCUACCUGAAGAUUGCACGCUGGAAGAUAUUGAUACGUUUCGCAGCAUAUACAGAGAACAUUGCGAAGCGUUCUUAGACGCAGUGCUAAAUUUCGAAUUCGCUACUGUAGAGAGCCUUUGGAGAGAAUUCUGGCGCAGCCAGGACAAUAAUAAUGGCGAUGAGUGUGAAGAAGAGAAAUAUUUAUCAAAAACUAAACUAUAUCAGAUGUGUAAGUGUACAGGAGUGCAAGAUUUUAUCAAAAAGGUGGAUUAUACCUUCUAUCAAAAUCUAGUCGAAGUAUUAAUGCCUAAUGUAUUACGACCGAUACCAAGUUCAUUGACUCAGUCCAUCCGAAACUUUGCGAAAGGGUUAGAAUCUUGGUUACAGUCAGCAAUGGCAGACUGCCCCGAGGAGAUGACACAAAUUAAGUUAACUGCAGUAUCAGCUUUUGCUCAAACUUUAAGGCGUUACACAUCAUUAAAUCAUCUAGCACAAGCCGCACGAGCCGUUCUCCAAAAUUCUAGUCAAAUCAAUCAAAUGUUAGCUGAUUUGAAUCGCGUUGAUUUUCAUAACGUACAAGAACAAGCAUCCUGGGUAUGUCAAUGUGAUUAUGGGAUGGUACAACGUCUGGAAGCGGACUUUAAAGUAACGUUACAGCAACAAAAUUCUUUAGAAGAUUGGGCAAUCUGGUUAAAGGGAGUCGUAACACAAGUGCUGAAACCAUUUGAGGAGAAGCCAACGUACGCUAAAGCAGCACGUCAAUUUCUGCUGAAAUGGUCAUUUUAUAGUUCGAUGGUUAUUCGGGAUCUCACUUUAAGGAGUGCGGCGAGUUUCGGGUCUUUCCAUCUUAUCAGAUUACUUUAUGAUGAGUACAUGUUUUAUUUAAUAGAGCAUCAGGUAGCAAUUGCAACCGGGACUACGCCAAUAGCUGUAAUGGGAGACAAAAGUCAAAAUUGUUCUUUAGUGGGCUUCGGAGCAACAUCUAAUGGAGAUGCGUCUAACGAAACCAAACGUAUGAAGCUAAGCUAACUGCGUGCCUACGCCCUUUAGUUGAUGAGUAAAGCAGUAGCACGAGAGAAUGAGAUACUAGCACGAAAGCAUGCAGGCCUAUUACUGAGGAGAACACACUAGUCUCGUAAAUUAUUAUUUUAUAUAAUGUCAAAUUAUACUACGACUUACAAGAGAAAACGAGCAAAAGAGAGAGAGAGAGAGAGAGAGAGAGAAAGGAAGAAAGAAAGAGAGGGAGAGAGAGGAUUUUUGCACACGAUGUAUACAAUUUUAAGUAAGUCUGUGUGAUAUAAGAUAUAGAAAUGUAUACUCCGCGAAGCCUUGUCUCGUAAAAGUUGUUUCAUAUACAUCAAUGACGAUUUUUCUGCACCAUAGCAAUGUUGAAGCGAAAAAUAUAGUACGGUGCCUGACAUGUUAAAACAUGUCAAUUUAUUAUUAUGACAACAAUAUUUUAUUUACUGUUAUGAAUGAAAUAUCGUUGAUCUGACCACGUCACUGAUGUGUGUGUAUCAAUUUUAAUAAGUAUUGGCGCAAAUUAAAGGUAUCGCUGGCACGAUGUUUAGUACGUUAGUGUAUCAGAUCUAGUCGAAGACACCUUUGAAAAAAAAGUAAAAAAAUAGUAUAUGGGACCAUGAAUUGUCAUGCCCUCACUGGAACACGUACGAAGCCCACUCGAGCGUGUUUUCCACUAUUGUUUUUUUGUUUAUGUUAUUUAACUGUCAAUAUGCAUUUAUUAAAUGGUAUGACUUUUUUAUUUUACCAUGAAAUAAAUUUAAUAAUUUACAUGACAAUUUUAACAAUGCUAAAAGUACUGUUAAGAUACGUUAAGAAAGUAAAUGAUUUACUACAAUUUUUUAUUGCAUAAUUUGCUAGUUUUUUAAUUUUAUUUUAAAUGGUAUUCUUAUAUCUAGUAAGAUAUAUAAAAUAAUGACAAUGAUUUUAAUAAAUAUCACUUAAUGCUAAGUGCACAUUAAAAUACAUAUAUCCGCUUUAUGUAUAAAGAGAACUACAUUGAGUGGGCUUAAAAGUGAACAACAGUUUGUGCAAAGGAAUAUAUGAGUAUCGUGCAAAACAUUGUGAAACGUUUACCUAGCAUUCCGGUGCGAAUCCCGGUUUGCACAAAUUCGCGUACGCAACCAAUUGCAAAAAUCCGCCCUAUCGACGGUACAUGUCAAAAGUAUUCCUACCAGAAUAGAGGAAAUUUAGAUUGCCGUAACGAUAAAUAGAAACUUUUAAAGUUUACAUAUACCCGACAUUCAUAUUUUUUAACGUAAUCUAUCGAUUGAACAUCGAGCUCUGGUAUGGUGGUUUUGUUGAAGAGCUUUCUAUUGCAGUCCGCUGCUAUUCUCUCAGUAUAAUUAAACGGAUAGUACAAAAAUACUAUUGAGAAGAAAGGAAAAGAGAGAGAAAAAAAGAGACGCAAACACGGAAGUCGUUUUAAUUUACUGACAGAAUAUACAAUAUGCGUAUAUUCUUUACCUUGAAUGUACAUAUGUCAGCUAUGUAGCGGAUAAAUAUACACACGAUUGUUGAAGUUGAAGUAAAAACCGCAAAGUGCAUAUGAUAGACAAUGAGAGCAUUUACAACUAUGCAUUUACUAUAUGCUCGACGUUUUUUAAUCGGUUGAGGAUCUGUCUACAAUGAAAAUAUGUGUCGGUAUAUGUUUCGUAUCCAAUAGGCGCUUCACAAAUAACUCUUUGUAUUUUAAAAGUAUUAGAUGUAAGUCAAAUGCGCCGAAUGAGUUUCGUACAUGUUGUGUUUGUUUCAUUUGGAUGACGGAAGUAUUUAAUGUGAUGUAAUAUUUGUUUUCACAGUUAUAUCGCGCGGGUACUGUAUAUCUUUUGUGUAUUACACGAAUUUUUAUUUGUUCAUGUGUAAAGAAUUAGAUCGGUCCUUUUUUGUUUCAUCAGACAAAAAAUAUAUUUAUAACGAAUUAUUUUAUAUAUGAAUUUUUUUAUACGCAUGCGCGUUCGAGGAGCAGCUUCUUGAACAUCGAACAUUAAGGGAGAGGUUAAUCAAACUGAUAUAUAUAUAUAUAUAUAUAUAUAUAUAUAUAUAUAUAUAUAAUUUCGAUUAAUUAUUUAUAUUGUAGUACCAAAGUAGUCAUUUAUCGCGUUCGUUUAUUCACGAUCGUUUUCUUUUUAAGUUUUAUUACGUUGAUUUAUUUUAAUUUAUUUCGUGUGCGUUUAUAUAAAAUCGCAUUUCCGUAGUUACAAUUUGCACAAAUCGCAAAAGAAAGUAAUCUUGGAUUACAUGGACAAGAGAAAAUUUAUUAAUGUAUAUAUAUGUGAGACAUAUUUUCAUAUUUCUUAUGAAAAUUAGGAGCGAUUAAAAACUUACAGUUUCAACGAAACUAAAAUGCACCAUCGCAUAGUUUAUCUCUCUUACUGAUUUCUUUUUGUAACUUCAGUACGGUAAGAUUUACUAACGCAUCUUUAUACUCUUUCACAAGUUCUUUUACUAAUUUGUUACAAAAAGUAUACAUAUAUAUAAAAUGCAGGAAGAAAAAGAUGUAUAUAACUGCGAUUCAUAAUAUGUAUACGCGCGCAUUUAUCUAUAGUUCAUGUUAUCUAUGCUGUAAAAAAUGUGCGCGUAUGGUUAUUACGGAACGCAGCCCAUUAACAAAAUCGCUUGUUAAAGAUAGAAUUUCUAUCGUGUAGCCCAAUAUUACAUUCUUUUCCUAUGACACAAAAAAUAUGAGAAAAAUGCUGAAUUAGUAUAAUACACUUCACGAAGUGUUAAUUACACAUAACUAUGGCAGUUAUGGUAUUCCUGCUUGGGUAUAAGUUAUAAUUCGACACGUCGAGGAAUACAGACGAUGAUAGACAACUGUUUAUAACGAUAGAAUUCGGGAGAUGAAACUGCUGCAUUAUAAUGAACAUCGCUAUAUGCAAAAAAUAAUGUAACAUAUACUUAUCUAUUCCUACUAAGAAGCUGCAUACUAACUCGCACUUUACUUAAUCCUCGACGGAGCUGUACACUUUCCUAUAAGCAAACUGAACGUUUGGCAAAAAUACUUGGUGCCUUUUAUUUUAUACAGAGGGUGGAACGUGAACAUUUCUACACACUGAAUCAUACAUCCUAAUUGUACGAACAUAAAGAACUUCAUCCAGAUCGUGCGACCAGUAUCGCGUAAAAUUGUGUACACUUAUAUAUUGUGUUAUGUAUUAUAUUACUUAAUGCAUUUGUAGAAGAAAAACCCAGCGCAGUAUUGUUAGCGUUAGAACAAUAGUCGGUCGCUCAUCUACUCGAAGUUAACGUUAACACUUGACCGACGUGCAUUAAUAUGCUAUUAUAUUGACCUCUUUGCGAUGGGUAGCAGAAGAUUUGUAUAAAUCAAUACAUUUUUAUUGAAUUAUUUAAUUAUAUGUACGUAGAAGUAUGUACUCGGAUAGAAAUAUUUCCUCUUACAAGUAUAAACAGGAGGAAAUAUUUUAUAUUUUACGAAAGACGAAAACAAAAAUGACGCCAGAUAUAUAAAAUUCUUAAAAAAUGAUAUGAUAAUCUCAUUUGUCACUGUAAAAUAAACAUUCUUAGGACCUCCGCACAAAAACAUCCCCGUAACAAGUUACGUUAACUUGAAGAAUAUUGACCUAUGUCAAUGCACAAAGAAAUCUGAAACGUAAGAAAGGACUUUCAUAAUGGAUUUCUUUGUGCGUUGAUAUAAGUUUAUUUCUAAGUUUAUUUAACGUAACGUGUUAUGAAUGUUCUUGUGCGAAGGCCUAAGAAUGUAUUUUGAACUUAGGAGAGUUAAGAAAACUUAAGAAAACACAUCGAAACAUAUUUUAACAAUAUUUACCAGAAACAGAGAUGAAAUCUAUUAUAAAUGCCAAGCAAUUGGUCAGUUGUUUUUUUAAAUGAAAAAAUAACAUAAAAGAAAUGUUUUUCAUAUAAAAUAUUGUAUGUUAACAAUUUUGAAAUUCGUAGCAUUAUGCAUGUUAUUGACACCACUAGAUAACAGAAAUUAAUAAAUAAGAAAUUGCGCACGGAAAAAACGAAACUUCGAGAAAUUCAAAACUUGAGGUUCAUUUAAAUUAAUAUUUAAACUAACUUACAAUAAACAUUUACAUAAAUGCUAAAAAUGCGCCUUGAGGGACAAAAUAACUACAUGUGUAUAUGCAGACAUAUGUGACUGGAAAACAGAACACGAAUUUGUUUAUUUCUUUAAAUUUUUCUGUUAUUCUGGUAAUAUACAAAAUUUGACUAAAAAUAGAUUUAUAUACGUGGUCUGAGUAAGACGUAGGUUUACGUGUCGGUUGAGUGUUAAAGUUUUUUUUUUCGGGUGAAAAAUGAUGAUGCUACAGAAAGCGUUUUGGGCAAUAUUCAGUUUUGCCUCUUUAGAUUCAAAAUCUUGUGUCUAUGUCCCGUGAAUGUUUUCUCUUCCAAACUGUUUGAUUUAUUUGGCAAGCGGUUGUGCGAAGAGAAGGGUACUAAAAAACUGGUCUCAAUAUCCCAAGCAGAACAGAAUAUCACAAUGACGUAAAAUUACAAAGAAUAAUCGAAUCAUGAUUGAAAAGUAAAUCUUUUUACUAUCAUGUUGAUGUUAUUGUAAUUUUUUGUUCUAUUUGGGGUCAUAUCGCGACACAAGUCGCAGAGUAGCGCGUCGUCGCUAACAUUAGAACAUAUGCGUCUAAUUUAUUGUAUAGGAUUACUGCGUACUAGUCAAAUAUAAAAAAAAAGAGAUAAAAUUUGUUAGUGUUAAGUGGCAAGAAAAAAAUAGGUAUUGAGGACGAAAGAAAGAGAGAGAGAGAGAGAGAGAAAGGGAGAGGAGCAGGGAGAGAAAGAUAAAGAAGGUAUAUCGCACAGUACAUCGACCGCGAGCAGGAUUAGGAAGUUUUUGUAACUGUAAUGAGCUUAUACGUGUAAAAAUAAAACUUAUCGUCGAUACCUAUGUGUACCUAGAGUAUAAGGAACGGGCUUUACGGGCGAUUCGCAGCGUUCUUGCGCCGCCGAUGAAAAUCCGAAUGCGACAAGCGGAACGCGACUCCAGGUGCCCGGAGUGAUGCACGCGGGCGAAAUUGUGCCGCUUCUCAGUGGCAUUAGGUGCAUCUAUCCGUUACCCUGUCGCAUCGUGUUUGUACUACUUUAAGUUAGGAUCGCUCCACGUAAAUUUUACAACCGUCGCGAAAGAUCGGCGGGCAAAAGUAGUCCGAUAGAUUGUACACAAGAUCAAAUACACAUCGUGGUUUCCUAUGUUGCGAGAUAAGUAAACACGGCCUUAAAUAUUUCCGAUUGUUCGACGGAGAGGGAAAGGUAAUACUAGAGAAUGCAAAAGAAAAAUGAGAGAGAGAAAGAGAAGAAGUUGAUAUGUGGGAAGAAGGAUCGUGCGAUGCUCCGAAAGAGAACCGAAAGAAGCAAAUAAGAGUAGAAGUAUCAUCGUUUUUCCUUGAUAGAAAAUAUUUUGAUACCUCCAGAUUUGCACAAAUCAAGUGUCAUUUGUUACCGCUUGAAUAACAUCAUUUUUACUGAACGCCGCUCAAAAAGAAAAAAAAAAAGAUAAAGUAAAAAAGGUGACAGCAAACUUAUAUACAGAUCGCGCGAAACGACAUAAGAAUCCCUAAGAGUCUGUGUGAAUGUGCGGAUCACGAGAAAUAAAUAAUCUAUGUUUAAAACUUGUAAUCGUAUCUCGAUACCUUGUAGAACGCGAAUGGUCCAUUUCUCAUCGUUUUUAUCACCGAAUAUCACAUACUACAUCAUUUUCACGAUGAGACAACUUUAUAAGAAACACUUUAGAUUUUUUAAUGUGCGAGCUAAUUUCUCUAUAAUUUUUUUUAUCGCUUAUGCAAAACUCUUACAGUAUAAAUGAAGCUUAUGUUUAAGAUCAAAUUAUUGCGAUGUAUAGUUCGCCGGUUUAGUAGAAAUUUAUCGUAAUCGCAUUUUUUAAUUUAUAUGACCUUUAAUUUAUCUUACAUCAGGCGUUAUGUAUGUCUAAACUUAUUAUUACGUUGAAAGUAUAAUUUAUUUAGCGCUCUAAGAACAAUACAAGUAUAAUUUUCCAGGAUUUUUCACGAUUUUCAACUUCAUAUGCAAACUUACAAAUUGUACAAGUAACUGCUGUUACAAUAUUAAGAUAUGCUUGACAUCCAGUGUAUUGCACAUUAGACAUUACAAUUGAAAUUUCUUUAAUUCCGCUAGCUUUAGCUUUAAAACAUUUCCGUGAUCCUCGCAAAUGUGUUGAUUUAUCUUAUUGUCGUGAUAUUUUUAUCGUGUUGCGAUAAUAAGAUUUCAAUCGCUGACAACGAAAGGCAAAGUUACAUAACUGUGUAUAUACGAUUGACGACUCACGAUGCAUGAGCCGUUGCCGUAAGUUGCACGUAACUAAUAAAGACCUUUACCCGGCGGGAUUACAUGCCGCCAGAUUAAUA
This is a messenger RNA of Odontomachus brunneus, 9207 nucleotides long. It is a transcript of the gene Rfx, whose product is annotated as DNA-binding protein RFX2. The record is from RefSeq and is a predicted model, not a curated record. Bases 296 to 2863 code for a protein of 855 amino acids. The transcript has 16 exons. Gene Ontology annotation, molecular function: DNA-binding transcription factor activity, RNA polymerase II-specific; RNA polymerase II cis-regulatory region sequence-specific DNA binding. Gene Ontology annotation, biological process: regulation of transcription by RNA polymerase II. Lineage: Eukaryota; Metazoa; Arthropoda; Insecta; Hymenoptera; Formicidae.